AAUUCUUCACUCAUUCAGACGGAGCAGCAGCAGAGACGGAGACGGAAACUUAACACAUAACUGGUUCAAUAUAUACUUCACUCACUUCAGUCACAAGGAUGCUUUGUGCACAUAUUCUCCUGUUGCUGGCUGUGAGCAGCUCCUGCCUUGGAUCCCUGCAGGAUAAACAGACAGAUUUUGGUCUGAAAGUCUUUUCUCAGUUGACAGAGGACUCUGUGAACCAGAACGUGGCCUUCUCCCCAUACGGUGUGGCCUCUGUCCUGGCCAUGGCUCAGCUGGGUGCUGCAGGGAACACCCACAAAGCUUUAACCACCACCAUGGGUUUUUCUCUGCGACAGCGGGGCCUGUCUCGACAGCAGCGUCUCCUGCAGCGGGACAUUUCCACUGAGGAGGGAGUGGAAGUGGCCAGUGGGGUGAUGGUGGAGAGGAAGAUGAGCCUGGAGAAGGGGUACCGCAGGGCUUUAGCCAAGGCCUUCCAGACCCACCCCCACCAGGUGGACUUCACCAAGCCAGAUCAGGUUGUCGGCAUUAUCAACGCAUGGGUGUCAGACCACACUGCAGGUUCUAUCCCAGAGUUCUUACGCUCUGGAUCGUUGACAGAUGAGACCCGCCUGGUUCUCCUUAAUGCACUACACUUCCAGGGCAGGUGGAAGGUUCCUUUUGAUCCCAAAUUUACCCACGAAAGGAUGUUCCACUGCGCUAACGGCAGCAUGGUGCCAGUGCACAUGAUGAGACUCACCAGUCGUUUCAACUAUGGUGAGUUUGUGACUGCUGGUGGGGUGGACUACGAUGUCAUUGAGGUCCCAUAUGAUGGUGACUCGCUCAGCAUGUUUCUGGUCUCACCCUUCGAGCCUGAAGUGCCACUGAGCGUGCUCAGUACAGAUCUGAGCAGCCAGACAUUGAAGCAGUGGAGGACGGAACUGAGGAAUGCCAAGAGACAGCUGGCAAUGCCCAGGUUUACUCUGACCUCUGAGGUGAAUAUGAAGGCAGCGCUCAUGAACAUGGGUCUGGGAGACAUGUUCAACCUGGCUACUGCGGACUUCACAGGCAUCACCACUGAUGAGAGGCUUUGUGUGUCUCAAAUCCUGCAAAAGGUGAAGAUUGAAGUGAAUGAGCGAGGAACCAAGGCAGCAGCAGCCACAGCUGCUGUGAUGUUUUCUCGAAUGGCAGUGGAAGAGAUCACUCUGGAUCGGCCCUUCCUCUUCCUCAUCCAGCACAAACACACAGGUGCCGUUCUGUUCAUGGGUCAGUUCAAUCAACCUCAAUAACAAUAACACAAUCUGAAGACCUGUCUUCGCCCAAGUGUCUGCUUACAUUCCGCAGCGGCCAUAUAAGAGUAACAUCACUGUUUACAACUUCACAGACUCAUUCACUCAGAGGUUUAUUUAUAAUGCGCUGAAAAUAGGACAAGAGAGACUUUGUAUACAUAAGUGACUGAGAAAAGGUCUAAAAAGAGAUACUGUAUAUGUAUGUGUAGGAUGUUUAUUUGUGCCUCAGAAUGUUUGUGCUUUUCAAGUCGGAAAGAAAUACAGUGACACAGAUGCACUUCAUAGAGAUGUAUUUGCAGAAACAGGCUGUACAAAAUGAUUUUUUAUAUAUUUUUACAUUGUUGAUUGCAACAUCUAUUUUUGUUAUUAUAUUAUUAAGUUACAUUUGUAUUUUUGAAGUAAUUAUAUUUAUUAAAAUGUUGUGUUUCUAAAAAGAUGCCGUUUUUGUUGUG
Messenger RNA from Sphaeramia orbicularis (orbiculate cardinalfish), 1720 nucleotides. It is a transcript of the gene serpine1, whose product is annotated as serpin peptidase inhibitor, clade E (nexin, plasminogen activator inhibitor type 1), member 1. Gene Ontology annotation, biological process: negative regulation of endopeptidase activity; negative regulation of vascular wound healing; negative regulation of plasminogen activation. The coding region runs from base 99 to 1268 and encodes 389 amino acids. Gene Ontology annotation, molecular function: serine-type endopeptidase inhibitor activity. The record is from RefSeq and is a predicted model, not a curated record. NCBI's taxonomy places the organism in Eukaryota, Metazoa, Chordata, Actinopteri, Kurtiformes, Apogonidae. The transcript has 9 exons.